Molecule: messenger RNA, 1362 nt
Organism: Metarhizium brunneum ARSEF 3297
Lineage: Eukaryota; Fungi; Ascomycota; Sordariomycetes; Hypocreales; Clavicipitaceae
Source: RefSeq, a predicted model, not a curated record
AUGAAGGACCGCGAAUUUGGAGAGUUGCCUCAUCCAUCCUCCCUGCCUCGGGAGGAGGAACUCCGAAGAUUGACGAAGCCUCUAUGGGUGCUCAUGUAUUGGGGUUGGGGGUUGAUGUUUAUGGCAGCCGUCUUCACCAUUGUCACUACUCUCUUUGGUCCAAUGCCAUCUUCUCGCGGUCCCGAAGAACUCAUCCAUGCCGAAUAUGUUGUUUCCAAGGCAGCUCAUCGGCUUGCCAUCCGUGGCGACUGCAAUGAAACCGCUGGCCUGUUCGAACCUGUUGUCGAUGCCAUGACCGCAAAAGCUCGCCGGUUUUCAGGAACCAUCUCUGCAUCUCAGGCAGUGACAGAAGCCUCUCAAACGACAAUUGCUGCUUCCGCUGAAUCCACUACUGAGUCUUCUGGUGAAAGCAUCCCCGUUUCAACUCAAACUGCUCUUUCCACUGCCAAGAACACCACUACUGAACCACAUACCCUUACCAGCACCACCACCGGCACUGUAACUAUAACUGUAUCUCCAGUCCAGUAUACUGACACUACUGAGAGCCAUGACACCUGCCAGGGCGGAAUCACAGAAACAGUCACUGUCACUGUGUAUCCUGCUCCAGAGGUAACAGUCACUGCCGGAGCUUCUACCGUCACCAAAGACAGCACAGACGUCUCCUACACCAGCGGUCUUCCAGACGCAACUCUUUCUGGCAACCCAUCAACCUACACCACCAUCCAGACAGACGUUACAUACACCACUGGUCCCCCCGAUGCCACUGUCUCUGAGGAUCCCACCACUGUCACCAACGUCCAAACCGACGUCUCCGUCACCACAGGUCUCCCCGAUGCCACCGUCUCUGGAGAAGCUUCAACUGUGACAGACGUCGAGAUCACUUGGAGUUGGCCCCUGACCAGCACCUACACCUCGCCCGUCACAACCAUCACCAUCUCCGAUCUCUGGGGCCCUGCACCGCCAGUCGACACCUCUACCGAGUCUGGGCAGGCUAGCCUUUCCACCUUUACAACCGUCAUCUUCUCCCAGGUGACCAUCACACUAUCCUACCCAACCCCAAGUGUUUCCUCAGAAGUCGCGGGAGAGGCGACGUCUACUUCCGGGCCCGCCCCUACAAGCACCUACACCGAGUUUGUCACUGAAACCGGUGGACCGCCGGCCAUCGAGACCACUACGGUCGAUGUCCUGCCCCCAGCUUACACGAGCUACAACACCUCGUCCACCUCCAGCCUUGCCCCGUCCAUCGUCAUCAUCUCUGAUGGGAGCAAGCGCCCAGAGCCGACAGCCUGGGGUGGCAGCAACGGCGGCAGCAACGUCGCUUGCACAAUCAUGCUCAUCGCCAUCUUCAUGUUCCUGCUGUGA